Paramisgurnus dabryanus is the source of this 514-nucleotide messenger RNA. Lineage: Eukaryota; Metazoa; Chordata; Actinopteri; Cypriniformes; Cobitidae. The record is from RefSeq and is a predicted model, not a curated record.
AUGGAAAGUGAACUUAAUGAAUUAAAAGCCAAGAACAACAGACUAAGAGCUUCCCUUUAUGAUGCUCAGUCUUGCAAUCUCACGGUGGAUGGCUGGACAGUUUGGCGUAGGAUGAUUUACUUCAGCACUGAUAAACGAGACUGGGCCAGCAGUCGUGCUAUGUGUGUUUCAAUGGGAUCUGACCUGGUUACCAUAACCAGCCAAAAAGAACAGGACUUCCUGGUGUCUAAAAUCAAAGAGACUCACUGGAUCGGUCUUAAUGAUCUGGAGACUGAAGGUCGAUGGGUUUGGGUGAAUAACAAAACUCUUGAGGAGACCCGAGUAGAGUUCUGGUUCAAGAGGGAAUUUGAGAAAAGUGAACCUGAUAACUGGAAGGUGAAGGAUCCAUCCGGAGAAAACUGUGGCAGUCUGGGUACCAGCAGCAGCAGCUAUCUACAAAAUUGGUUUGAUAAUUCUUGCAAAGAGCAGAAGAGGUUCAUCUGUGAAAAGAGAUAAUUUACUUUCACAUAUGAUA